AAGUCAAGUUAGAAGCACUUAAAUCCUUUCUGGAAUGAGAGUUGCCGUUUAACUUGAAAAAAAAAACUGUGGAAAAAAAAAGGGGGCAUACAUACUGAAAAGGCACUAUAACAUAACAGGUUUAAAUUGUGUACUUAAAUGAUUAGACAAAUAAAACUAUUUCUAGUUUCAGCAGCAUGUAAUAUUAAAGCUAGAUCUCUAGCCUCAGUUUGAGAGAGCGUUAGGUAGACCCUUUAUAUAUGAACUAAAAUUCCAGACAUUGCUUAUUCUUGAAAACAGAUUUCUGUUAAAGAUAAGUUCAGGAUUUGACAUUAAAUCAAGUGUUUUAAAAAAAAAAAUGAGAUGGUACAGGUAUCACGUAAUGUUGGAAGGUAAAUUGAAAGUAUUGAAACGCUAACCAAGAACACUUGAAAGGUUAUUUACUAGCCAUUUUGUGGCCAAAUGUUGUUGCAAACAUACCUUGAACCCACAUUUGACAUAACCAAUUUAGGAGCUAAAAUGCAUAUCUUAAGUUGUAUGCUGAAAUAUAAAAUCAUUUUAGAAAAGAAGAAAAAUUAUUAUUUGGUUCACCAAGAGCAGAUAAAAAGGUCAUUUAAAAAUCUACAUUUAUGUUUUAUUGAAUCAAAACAUUUCUUUUCCAUUUUAUUCUUCAUAAAAUUAUUUGACUGGGUCUGUUCCAUGUUAUUGUUAAAAUGAAAAUGUUGUAGUGCAUAUUUUAAGUGUUAAGAUAAAAAGAUUUUGUAGAUUUUCAAUAGUUUGCCCAUAGAAAACUUUAAGAGCUAGCUCACUAACUUGUUUGCUCUUGGUGAGUUGAUAUAAAUUUACAGAUAUGAAUCUUAUGUAAUUGGCUCACUCAUUAAGUGAUUUAUUAUUGGGAUAUAUUUGUGAAAUAACCUGCAAUGACAGGUUUCGAGGAAAGAGAAUUCUAUUUUUAUUUUCAGUUUGCAUUCUCCCGUGUUUGUAGGUCAGAUGAUUUCAGUGAAAGGUUGAAUUUCCCGUGCACAGACACUGGUUGACGGAAAUGCCAGCUCUUUUUUCAAUCUCUAUUUCAGAUUCAGAAUCAUUUUCUCUUAACUUUUCAGGAAUUAAUUUCAUGUCUUUAUAUGCAUAUUACAAUUUAUUUAUACCCUGUGUUUAUGUUACUGUUAUAUGAAAGUUUUGAGGUUAUUUGUGAAUUUUUAUAUUUUUUUUUCAUUUUACUAACUUUGUAUUUUGUUAUAAAAAGACACUAUGUAUGGGAGAUCAAUUAUUUCUGUUAAGUUUUUGUGAGAAACAUUUAGGACACAUUUUAAGUCCAUGACAAUUCAUUAAGUUUAGGUUUUUUUUCCUUACAGAUAUAUAAAAAAAAGUGCAGGUACUGUAAAAUCAGAUAUAUAUGUGAGGGGAAAUUCAUGCAAAAUCAACAUUUAUGACUAAAUAGAAAAGUAAAGUAUUCUCAAAAUUUUACCAUCAAUUCCGUUUCAUUUAUACAAUAUGUAGAUAUUAUGCAAACAUUCAUUUUUGUGAAAAUCUUCAGUUUGCAAAAAAUUAACUCCUCACAAAAAUUCUGACUUUACAGUAAUUAAAUGUAUUGUUUGAUUUAAAGGUUUAUAUGACAGAAUGUUUGAGAGAUAACCUGACUCACAGGUGAUGAAAUAGUUUCAAAACUUUUUAGAUUCAGACCGAGAGAGAGAGGGAAAAAUAGAAUAUAACAUUAUUGAAAGUUUUAAGGAAUAGGAAUUUUGGCCGUACAUUUGAUUACGCUUAAGUCUUGAGAAUUGUUGUUGCGAUGAUACCAUAUGUAUGUUUUCCUUCUUUUCUGUAUUUUUAUGUGCUAGCAAUAAGUGGGCUAUCCCGCAUGAAAAGAUGCGAAAAAAACACGGUCACCCCGACAGAAAUAUCACCUUGUUGACUCCGGACAGAGAAGUGGUAACAAAAACUGUUUAAAAGCAGAGAAAAAAAACUUGAAUUGUAUAUUUCUUACUCUAGAUGUUUUUUUUUGCUCAAUUCUGAAAUUUUGAAGCCCUCAGUAUCUACAUGUAGACCCCUCUUCUAAUUUAUCAAGUCUGUUAAAUUUUUUUAGACAAUUCAUUUAUUCAGAAUCCACGUUGGUUCUUUUAUGGUGUAAAUAGUUAAAGUGAUGAAAGUGAAUAGAUUGGUGCAAAAAGUAAACUCUAAAAUAAAAAUUUACUGUUAUUCGCAAAUGUGUCAAAAUUUGAAGUUUUAUUGGUUGUUUAAUGGUGGAAAUUGAAAAAAAAAAUGGGGAUGCUUUUGACAAUUAAUGUACAUACAUCAAAAACUUAUUGAUUUAAUUAUAAGCUACAAAACAUCGUUUUAAAAUUUUGUGAUAUAAAUAUUUUUAAAAUCCUGAGAUGGUUGACAUGCUUAAAAGCUAUCUGCUCUUUGCCACAAUUAUUAUACAAGACUCUUUAACUAGUGGCUAUUGACACUCAUUUUAACAUUUUGAUAUGGAAAUACCUUCAUUAAAACAACAUAGGACUGUUUGAACUUCAGUGAUGCAAAUUUUAAUGUGUAAUAUUUUUACAGAAUAAUCUUCAAAAUCUGCGAAGAUUAUCCUUUUAGAUAGUAUUUCGAUUUGACCGAACUAUUUGAAAUCACAAAAUCCUACAUUUUUGACCUGAUAAAUGUACCUUUUGAAUAGCCAGAAUUUUUAAAACUUUUUUUAUUUGAAGCGAAAAAACAUUUAAUGCCAUCAAAAUUGACUGAUCCCCCCUGUAGAUAAUGAGGGCUUCACAUAAUUAAUACAUAUACUGACUGGAUUAAUUUGCCAUUUUAGAUGAUAUUCCACAGUCGGAUAUGUCCGGGCCUGUUCUGGAGGGUCCAGGAGCUAAGAGAGAGUUGAAACCUUUUACUUUACCGAAGCUGACCUCAUCCCAGCAAGAUGCUCUCCAGUCUGCAAAGAAGUAUGCCAUGGAAGCCAGUAUAAAGAGUGUACUUGUGAAACAAACCAUAGCCCAUCAACAUCAGCAAAUGCAGAAUUUCCAGAACACGGUACAAAGACAACAGGCUUUGGCUCUGAUGUGCAGAAUAUAUGUUGGAAGUAUAAACUUUGAAAUAAAAGAAGACACUAUAAAACAAGCGUUCCUGCCAUUUGGUCCCAUCAAAAGUGUGAACCUGUCAUGGGAUCCCAUUACAAACAAACACAAGGGGUUUGCGUUCAUAGAGUAUGAUAUACCAGAGGCUGCUCAGUUGUCACUGGAACAGAUGAAUGGUGUAAUGAUUGGUGGCAGAAAUAUAAAGGUUGGUCGACCUAGCAAUAUGCCGCAAGCACAGCCUAUUAUAGAGCAGAUUGCUUCAGAAGCCAAAAACUACAAUAGAAUUUAUAUAGCCUCUAUACAUCCAGACCUUACAGAGAAAGACAUCUCUAGUGUGUUUGAAGCAUUUGGAAAAAUUGUAAGCUGUAUGCUGAUUAAAGAUCCAACAUCUAAAGGUGGACUAAGACAUAAGGGUUAUGGUUUUAUAGAGUACACAAAUUCUCAAUCUGCAACUGAUGCUGUGGCAUCCAUGAAUCUGUUUGAUCUGGGAGGACAAUACCUUAGAGUGGGGAGAGCAAUAACGCCACCAGAUGUAUUAAUGCAGCCUCAGACACCAGGUCUUGGCGCUAUGCCAACAGCAGCAGCAGUAGCAGCUGCAGCAGUCACUGCUAAAAUAACAGCAAUGGAUGCUCAACAGCAGCUUAUUCCUCCAGGCGUAGUAAACCCAACCCAGUUGGGUGUUACAGGUAGCCCAAAAUUAGGGUUACAAGCUGACCUUAACAUGAUUGGUGGCCCUGGUGUAGUUAUACCACAGUCUCUAGGCAUAGCUCCGCCCACUGUGGCAAAUAUUCCACCACCAGGUGUCGUCACUGCAGGCUUGGCGGGACCUAAAGCUCUUCCUAAAGUAUCAUCUAUGAUGCCGCCAACGACAGGAAACAGUUUACAGGCUGCGAUCUCAUCAAUGGUGGACUCAGAUUCGGAGAAAAGACGAGAGAAGGAGAAAGAGAAAGAACGAGAGAAGAAAGAAGCUGAGAAGAAGAUGGCGGAGGAAGAAGUAAAUCAAACAUUAGAACAACAAGAGACGAUGAAGAUUAGUGGUAGUAACGCGAGGCACAUGGUGAUGCAGAAAUUAAUGAGACAAUCUCAGAGUCGAGUAAUGGUAUUAAAGAAUAUGGUAGGUCCAGAGGAUUUAGAUGAUGAGUUACAGGCGGAGGUAUCGGAUGAAUGCGGCAAGUACGGACAGGUGAACAGAGUUAUUAUAUAUCAGGAACGACAGGGAGAAGAAGAUGAUGCUGAAGUUAUUGUGAAAAUAUUUGUAGAAUUCAGCGAUUCUGCUGAAGUGGAGAAAGGCUGCCAGUCAUUAAAUGGACGGUGGUUCGGUGGACGACUUGUGCAGGCGGAAAAAUACGAUCAGGAUUUGUUUGAUGCAAAUGAUCUCUCGGGUUGAAAAUAUCUCUUCACACAAUGUGUUGUCAUUUUAAUCAUUCAUCAUCGACAGGUCUACCUAGAACAUCAAAUGUGUUGUUUUCAUGAUUACGAAAUAACAAUAGGACAAUGGUAUGACUAACGCAGGGAUAUCGAUUUGUGUAUAAUGUAAAUAAAUGACAAUUUAUAUUUACAAAUAGAACUUUGAAAAAAAAAAUAA
Molecule: messenger RNA, 4620 nt
Organism: Ruditapes philippinarum (Manila clam)
Lineage: Eukaryota; Metazoa; Mollusca; Bivalvia; Venerida; Veneridae
Product: poly(U)-binding-splicing factor PUF60-like
Exons: 12
Coding region: 2797-4422 (541 amino acids)
Biological process (GO): regulation of alternative mRNA splicing, via spliceosome; mRNA splice site recognition; alternative mRNA splicing, via spliceosome
Cellular component (GO): precatalytic spliceosome; catalytic step 2 spliceosome
Molecular function (GO): RNA binding
Source: RefSeq, a predicted model, not a curated record